AUGUUGCUCAAGCAAAUAUUAUCGCUAGCUUUGACAUUCGCAAGUGUUUCGAUACCAGAAAAAGAUUACUCAAACAGAGAUUUUUUAGAGAAUUUAAUUGAAAAACAAGGAUAUCACGUGAAAAAAUACCUGGUCACCACUUCCGAUGGAUAUCAGCUGUCUUUGCAUCGCAUCCGCAGCUCAAAAUACACAAAGAGCCCGGUUUUGUUACUGCACGGCCUACAAGCGUCUGGCGCUCAAUGGGUCUUAAAUGGCAACAAAAGUCUCGCUUUUAUGCUUUCCCGCGCUGGAUACGAUGUUUGGCUGCUAAACAAUCGCGGAACAACUCUCUCCAGCGGUCACAAGACUCUUUCGUACCACGACCCAAAAUAUUGGGAUUUUAGUUUUCAUGAAAUUGGGAUUUACGACUUGCCGGCUGCGAUUGACUUAAUUUUACAUGCCACCCGAAGAAAUGGGCUUCACUUUAUCGGACACUCUCAAGGCUGUUCGAGCAUUCUCGUGACUGCCACACAACGUCCAGCGUAUCAACGGAAAAUUAUUUCAGCGUAUUUUCUGAAUCCCGGAGUUUAUUAUCGACACAUUUCCGCGGAUUGGAACAACACCUUCCAUGCCUUAUCAGAAGUGCUUCGGGAGACAAAAAAUCCAGCUUUGAUGACACGAAACACGUUAUUAGCAAAAGUUGUCGCAAAAUCGUGUAACGGCCCUUUUUUGGGCAAUUUAUGCACUUCGUACUUCAUGCAGUCACUUGGCGGGGACAAUCACGAGGCAGCCAAUCCACAAAAUCUGAUUUCGAUUUAUGCGAAAUAUAUUUUCAAUAAUGCCGGAUGGAAGCAAUUCGAUCAUUACAAGCAACUUUUUGACGCUGGCAGGUUCCAAAUGUACGAUUAUGGACCAAAAAUCAAUUACAGAAUUUACGGGUCGUCUCAGCCUCUGGAAUAUGAUUUAUCUGAGGUUUACUUUCCAAUUAGUCUCAUGUACGGCACUCUUGAUACCUUAACCCCAGCUGCCGACAUUAAAUCAUUAAUUCCCGAAAUAAGAAAUCUCAAAGGAGUAAUAGGACUGCCGUGGAACCACAUGGAUCUCGUACACAGCAAAAAUGCCGACAAAUGGCUACAUCGCCCAAUUAUCGAUUCACUAAAUGAUAACAAUUUUCAUUAA
Molecule: messenger RNA, 1158 nt
Organism: Culicoides brevitarsis
Lineage: Eukaryota; Metazoa; Arthropoda; Insecta; Diptera; Ceratopogonidae
Product: lipase 1-like
Exons: 3
Coding region: 1-1158 (385 amino acids)
Biological process (GO): lipid metabolic process
Molecular function (GO): hydrolase activity, acting on ester bonds
Source: RefSeq, a predicted model, not a curated record